Opisthocomus hoazin is the source of this 534-nucleotide messenger RNA. NCBI's taxonomy places the organism in Eukaryota, Metazoa, Chordata, Aves, Opisthocomiformes, Opisthocomidae. The record is from RefSeq and is a predicted model, not a curated record.
GUGGACGGGGAGGGCGAGGCGGUGAGGGGCGAGCGGGACUGGCGGGAGUACUGGCGGCUGCUCUUCAGGAAGAUCACUGUAAAAGAUAUUGAGGACUUCGAAAAGAGCUAUAAGGAUUCCGAGGAAGAGCUAGCUGAUAUUAAAGCAGCGUACAUGGAUUUUGAGGGUGACAUGGACAGAAUAAUGGAGUCUGUGCUGUGUGCGGACUAUACAGAUGAACCAAGAAUAAGGAAAAUCAUAGCGAAAGCCAUCGACUCUGGAGAAGUCCCAUCCUACAAAGGUUUUGUGAAAGAGUCUAAGCAGAAAAUGAUUGCAAGGAGGAGGCGGGCAGAAAAAGAAGCUAGAGAGGCAGAAAAGAGUAAAGAUGAACUGGGCCUUGGUGAUGGAGAUGAUGACUUGAAAGCGCUGAUUCAGAGCAGAAAUAAAGAUCGAAAAAAGGAAAUGGAUGACUUUUUGGCCCACCUGGAAGCAAAAUACGGGAACAAUGCUAAAAAAGGAAGAAAGAAGACUGCAGCCAAGAAAGGAAAGAAAUAA